AUGGUCGGCGUUCCGGGAAAGUACAAGGGCUGCGAGACCUGUCGCCGUCGCCGAUGCAGCAACGAGAGACCCUACUGCAGGAACUGCACGAACAACGGGAGGCGUUGUGAGGGCUAUGAGCGGGACCGCGUCUUCAUCACCGGUACGCCCGAGACAAAGGGCAGGGUCGCCUCCCACCCCAGGAAAGCGCCGUCGUCGAGGAGACAGAGCCCCAAGACCGACGACCAUGACGACGGGGGGAAGCUAUCCGUCACCGCGACACCCCCGUCGACCUCGGCCGUUGACGACUACCUGCGGCCGUCGAGCUGCGGCAACGAUUCCACCGUCCUGCUAACGGCUCUGCAGACGAACCUGCAGCAUCUCUCGCAGAGCCAUGAUGCCGCCACGGACAUCACUGUAUACCCAGAUGCAUCGACGCAACGGCAUCCCCGCGUCGGACCAGACGGGCUCGUUGUCAAGCCCAAGUGUCUCGCACGUGUCGGGGCUGUCGACGAGCCAUACUGCGCUUUCUCGUACGAGCGUGAUUCCUCGGCCAACGCGACCUUUGCGCCAUGGCACUCGAUAUCCCCGGAACACGAAGGCCGGGUCAAGAGUUUAGGACCGAAGCACUUCACCUACUUUCCAAACCACCAGUUCUUUGUGCAGAUAUAUCGACCCCUGGCCGUUAGCCUUUCCCUGUUGAGCCACCAAGAAACGUUCCUUGUCGAGCAAGAUUGGCUAUCGACGCCAUGGGAGAGACACCCAAAGUCGCCCCUGGACCAGCUGCUCGACAUCAUGCUGUGCCUCCCCUCCAUGCUGGCCAGUCUCGACCGCAUCUGGCCUCUUCCGCCCACCAUAGCCCGCCGCCUCGAGGCGCAGGAGCUGUUGCAGAGCUGCCUCUUUCUCGAGCCGCAGUUUCUGAACUGGUUCGGCAGUGUGGCCAUCGCCGCCGUGGACCAGAACCCUCCCUACUGGUUGGACGAGUUCGCCGGCCCUGGCGGCGCCAUCCCUUUCGCUAACCUCUUCACAUUCAGAGACGGCCUUGCGGGAAUGAUGAUGCUGUACUAUUGGAUGUCGCAAAUCAUCCUUCACCAGGCCAUCCAACGUCUGAACAGCAUCAUCUACCAACCCGUCCUUGAUGCCUACCCUGCCUUGUGGCCUAACCUACCACCAGCCCUUCAAAUCGACCCGAAAAACUACCAGGGUGCACGAGAGCUUGCGGCGAACAUCUGCCGAGGCCUCGAUGCCGUGCUAGACUGCACAACCGAGCCAGACAUGCUGCUGGCACCCAUGACCGUAGCUCUCGGCUACUACCGCCACAUCAACGCAACGUCGCAGGACGUCGUGCUGGAGAUUCUCUGGAUCGAUGCGUUCAAACAUCGCAUCGCCGUCAGGAGACAGCAGAUAGCCAACCUGCUGCCAGGGCAGAACUGGGUCGAGCUUGCCCGGUAUUGA
Messenger RNA from Drechmeria coniospora, 1434 nucleotides. RefSeq lists its product as uncharacterized. The record is from RefSeq and is a predicted model, not a curated record. Bases 1 to 1434 code for a protein of 477 amino acids. Gene Ontology annotation, biological process: regulation of DNA-templated transcription. NCBI's taxonomy places the organism in Eukaryota, Fungi, Ascomycota, Sordariomycetes, Hypocreales, Ophiocordycipitaceae. Gene Ontology annotation, molecular function: zinc ion binding; DNA-binding transcription factor activity, RNA polymerase II-specific. The transcript is spliced from 4 exons.